AUGCCCAUUUUGACUGAUAUUAACUUAACGCUACCAGAAAAUUUAACUAUACCAAAGUUAGCUUCAUCAAAAAAAUUGAAUAUAAGUUGGUGCAACAACAAUACCUUAGGAAAAAUACAACAAAUUAAAUAUCUCAAUGCAGAAUCAGAUUUAACUGACGUUAAUAUAGAUUAUGCUAAAAUAUUAUCAGAUAAUAGUAGCAAAACAGUCUAUGAAUUCCGUUUAGGAUUUUGUACAUCAAAGUUUGACUAUGAGCCUGGUGAUACAAUUGGUAUUAUCUGUCAAAAUAUUAGUUCAGAAGUAUAUGAAAUUCUUGAAAGAAUUGGAUGUAGUGAUUAUAAAAAUGAUUUUAUAAGUGUUUCAUAUCUCAAACCAAUCAUGAAUUUGCAUGGUAAUUCUCCUUAUCAAUAUCAAUUGAUUGAUCUUUUGACAAAUAUAUAUGACAUUAGGGCUAUUCCUAAAAAAUCAUUCUUGUGUACUUUAGCACAAGUGACAAAAGAUUCAAAGGAAAAAUUAAGAUUGUUGCAAUUAUGUAGUAAGGAAGGUGCUAAGGAUUAUGAAGUCACAAUUAGAAACACAAAUAUUUCACUUCUGCAUAUAUUAAGAGCAUUUCCAACUUGUAAACCCACAUUAGAAAACUUAUUAGAAAAUUUACCUCCUUUACAACCAAGAGCAUAUUCAAUAUCAAACUCACCAUAUGAAAUUCAUAAUAAAAUAACAUUUGUUUUUACGUUGAUACAAAUUCCAUCUGAUGAAUAUUUUCCUCAAAAACGAUUUGGUUUGUGCACUGGUUAUCUGGCAAACUUAGCAAAAGAUUUAAAUAAACAAAGUCAUAAAUUAACAAUUUUCAAAAGAUCUAAUCCUUCUUUCAAGUUACCCUCAUUUCAAUCACUUUUGACUUCAAGCCCUGAACACAAAACUUUGCUCAUUUACCUUGCUCCUGGUGUUGGGAUUGCCCCUUUCUUAGCUUUUUUCCAGCAUUUAACAUUGCCCAAAUCUCCUUACUCAAAAACAACAUUCAGAGAUAAAGUUGACUGCUGGCUAUAUCACGGUUGUCGCAAUUACAACCAAGAUUUUAUAUAUCGCUCCGUAAUCGAAAAGUAUACGACUGGCGAUAACCCCCUUUUAAGUCGAGUUUACAUGUCCUUUUCAAGACCACAAUUAAUCGAGUUCUCACGUGAAACGAGCUCGGAAUCAACGACUACCAAUCAUGUUCAAGGCGAUAUAUCAGAAAUACUUAAAAAUAUAGCACUCUAUUCUAACAAUUUUGACAUAGACAAUGCUCCCAAAUAUAUUCAAGAUAACCUAAUCGCUUCCGCGAAUGAUUUGGUGCCCAGAAUUUUAAACAAAACCGCCAUAAUCUAUUUGAGCGGCGAUGCCAAGGGAUUUAGCCCUAGUAUCAGGAAAUGUUUCUCUCGAAUGCUUAAAGAUUAUCCAGACCUCGAUUGGACACCGUUGGAAUGCGAUAAAUAUGUCAAGAUGAUGCAAGAAGAGAAAAGAUUUUUGGAGGAUACCUGGCUUUAGAUCUGCUCUUCGAAUAAUUCAAAGGAUGAGAUUUACUAUAAAUGCGAACUAAUUUAAUUUUUUGUAAUUAUCAACACAAUUGUUAAAAACAGUUCGAUUUAAAGAUGACGAUUGUAACAAUUUCUUCAUUCAAAUUUUUUU
Messenger RNA from Gordionus sp. m RMFG-2023, 1665 nucleotides. Its product is annotated as methionine synthase reductase-like. The coding region runs from base 1 to 1524 and encodes 507 amino acids. The record is from RefSeq and is a predicted model, not a curated record. NCBI's taxonomy places the organism in Eukaryota, Metazoa, Nematomorpha, Gordioida, Chordodea, Parachordodidae. Gene Ontology annotation, molecular function: flavin adenine dinucleotide binding; [methionine synthase] reductase (NADPH) activity; FMN binding. The transcript is spliced from 9 exons. Gene Ontology annotation, biological process: homocysteine metabolic process. Gene Ontology annotation, cellular component: cytosol.